UUCUUUUUUCCUUUUUUUUUUAUCAUUUGGCUGUUUUCUCAUGUCUAAUUAUUUGAAGCGAUUGUAUCCAUGGCAAUCCCUAAAACUAAACUGGAAAAUGAAUAAGGCACAAGUGUCACCCACCAACGUGACCUCGCCAUUACUACCUCAAGUUGCAACUGCCAAAGCGGUCCAAAGACUUUUGACAUGCAUUGACAAACGGUCCUUAAACUUUACUGUGAUAAAACGAGUCUCGAGCAUACCUCAUGCAGGAAAUGGAGUGUAUUUUCAAGGACAGAAACAAAGGAAAGGAACGAUCAUUUGCUUCUAUCCAGGUACGAUUUAUAUGCCAGCUGAACCCAUUUUGUUUGUGAGUUUGGGAAACCAGUAUAUUUUAAAGUGCGUGGAUGGAUUGUACGUGGAUGGGAAACCUACUGGAUUAUCAGGAAAGGUGUACAGAUCUUUAUAUAAGCGUGAGAAUUGGCCUGGUGCUAUCCAGAUAAGUGAUUGGACCUGGUUGAAUACAGAUAAUCUAGCUAAUCCUUUGGCUGUGGGUCAAUUCGUCAAUAACGCUACAGUCGAUUACAAAGCCAAUGUUUGUUAUCAAGAGAUUGAUUUGCCUAUCGAUUUUCCUCAUGCGCUUAGACGACUUAUACCGAAUAUGUACUGGGACACUUUUCAAAACCCAUUGACGACGAGUCCAAUGCGAGUGGUUGCAUUAGUUGCGAUGGAUGAUAUUGAGGAUGGUGACGAAUUAUUUGCCACUUAUAUGGACAUCGUCUAAAAAAGAAAGAAAAAAAAAAUAACGUUACAUCCCCACACACAUAUAUUUUAGAGACUAAAAAAAAAAAAGAAAGUUUGUUAUCUGAUAGAAAGAAAAGGGGGAAAACAAAAGUGUGUAACUCCCCAAGUGUAAUGUUUAUCAUAUCUUUUGUGGAAAUUCCGAGCAUCCCGCUCUCUCUCUCAUGAAAAAUAAACAAAACACUGAUUAAAUUUAGUCAACAUGCUUGUCAUUGGAUACACACACAAGUGACACAAAUAGAUAAGUUUUGGGUUAUCGUCCAAUCAAAUUACAGAUGAAUCAUUUUAAUAAAUAAAGAAGAUUUUUUAUUUUU
Molecule: messenger RNA, 1094 nt
Organism: Mucor mucedo
Lineage: Eukaryota; Fungi; Mucoromycota; Mucoromycetes; Mucorales; Mucoraceae
Exons: 5
Coding region: 41-763 (240 amino acids)
Source: RefSeq, a predicted model, not a curated record